Etheostoma cragini (Arkansas darter) is the source of this 2833-nucleotide messenger RNA. It is a transcript of the gene abcg8, whose product is annotated as ATP-binding cassette, sub-family G (WHITE), member 8. The record is from RefSeq and is a predicted model, not a curated record. Gene Ontology annotation, biological process: cholesterol homeostasis. The transcript is spliced from 13 exons. Gene Ontology annotation, molecular function: ATP binding; ATP hydrolysis activity; ABC-type transporter activity. Gene Ontology annotation, cellular component: plasma membrane. Bases 218 to 2089 code for a protein of 623 amino acids. Lineage: Eukaryota; Metazoa; Chordata; Actinopteri; Perciformes; Percidae.
GCUUUGAGAGAGAAUGCUUGUGAGCUGAGACAAGAGGAGGUCUUUAGCUGGACUGGAGUCAAACUAUAUAACAAAGAGAAGACACGGAGAACAGGGGGACAACAGGAGAGAAACAAGGCUGAGACCCGUAGAGAGAAAAAGAGAGAAACUAAAGAAGAAGAAAGAGGGGGUGACAACCCAUUGACCCUACAAACAUCAACCAGCAUUUUGUAUCAUCAUGAACACAGACACCAGCCUCAACCAUGCCAACAGCUCUAUACAGCAUUCAGACAUCGAGUUGUUCUCGACUGAAGAAGAUAGCAGUCUCUACUUCACCUACAGUGGAGGUCGCAAUGAGCUGGAGGUCAAUAACCUGCAUUAUGAGGUUGACACAGCGGCUCAGAUUCCCUGGUAUGAGAGGUUAUCAGAGUUCAAGUUGCCAUGGGAGAUAAACAGAAACAAGCAGAUAGCCAUCAAUAGGCUCAGCCUCCGAGUCCACAGCGGACAGAUGCUGGCCGUCAUUGGCAGCUCAGGUUGUGGUAAAACAUCUUUGCUGGACAUAAUAACAUGCCGUGAUGAGGGCGGUACAAUGACGUCCGGUCAGGUUCUGAUUAACGGGAAGCCAAACACACCCCAGCUAGUGAAGAAGAGUAUCGCUCAUGUCCGCCAAGAUGACCGCCUUCUUCCUCACCUCACCGUCCGGGAAACUCUUGUCUUUGUUGCCAAACUGAGGCUCCCCACCCACUUCACACAAGCUCAAAGGGAUCAGAGGGUGGAUGAUGUCAUUGCAGAGCUGCGGCUGCGACAGUGUGCUCACACCAGAGUGGGGAACGACUACGUGAGGGGUGUUUCUGGAGGAGAGAGGAGGAGAGUCAGUAUAGCUGUCCAACUUCUUUGGAACCCCGGCAUUUUGAUCCUGGACGAGCCCACGUCAGGUUUGGACAGCUUUACAGCCCACAACCUGGUGAUCACACUAUCCCGCCUGGCCCGGGGUAACCGUCUGGUCCUGCUGUCAGUCCACCAGCCUCGAUCAGACAUCUUUCAGCUAUUUGACCUCGUCGUCCUGCUGUCGUCGGGGUCAGCUGUUUAUAGUGGCGCUGCUCGUGACAUGGUGCCUUACUUCACUGCCCUGGGGUACCCCUGCCCAAGAUACUGCAACCCCUCUGACUUCUAUGUUGACCUGAUCAGUAUAGACCGGCGUAGUCCAGAGCAAGAGGCCGAGUGUUUGGAGCGGUCCAGAGUUCUGGCUGAGCAGUUGAUGGAAAAGGUCCGAGACACAGGCGAUCACAUGUGGAAAUCAGCUGGGACCAACACAGCACUGACACAGACUGAAAGCCAUCAGCAGCUGAGCGAAGUAAUCACCAUUUCCAAUGAAAGCAACAGACUGCCAGGCCGACUACACCAGUUUACUAUCCUCAUCAGGCGUCACAUGUACAAUGACUUCAGAGACCUGGUCACCUUAUUGGUCCACGGCUUUGAGGCCCUCCUCAUGUCACUGCUGGUCGGUUGUCUCUACUACGGGGCAGGAGAAGAGCGUCUGUCCAUUCAGGACACAGUGGCCCUCCUCUACAUGAUUGGAGCUCUCACCCCAUUUGCUGUGGUGCUGGACGUCAUAGCUAAAUGUCACACGGAGAGAGCCAUGCUCUACCACGAGCUGGAGGACGGCAUGUACUCUGUCACCUCCUACUUCUUUGCCAAGGUCCUGGGGGAGUUACCAGAGCACUGCGUGUUCACGCUGGUGUACGGCCUGCCCAUCUAUUGGCUGGCAGGUCUUAACGAGGCUCCAGAUCGUUUCCUGCUAAACAUCUUGCUGGUGUGGCUGAUGGUUUACUGCAGCAGAGCCAUGGCUCUGUUUGUAGCAGCUGCGUUGCCCACCCUGCAGACCUCAGCCUUCAUGGGCAACUCCUUGUUCACUGUCUUCUACUUGACCGGAGGUUUUGUCAUCAGCCUGGAGAAUAUGUGGCUUGUGGCCUCGUGGCUCUCCCACGCCUCCUUCAUGCGCUGGGGUUUUGAGGGCAUGCUGCAGGUACAGUUCAGAGGCAACAAGUACCCUGUCACCAUUAGCAACUUCACCAUCCAGCUUGCGUUACAUAAACCAGGAAUAUCUUAGACCAGGAUCAGAGACCAUGGAGGGUUCAGCCAAGCAGAGGAAGGCUGCAGAUGCACGUCAGGGGACAGAAGAGGCUAGCAUAGGGUUAGAUGGCAUAAAACAUGGCAAGCCAAUAAUCUUUUGGCAUGGCAAUUAUUUGUUCUUCAUGAAAAUAUUUUAUUAUAAAACAAGUAGAUGCUGUGCAGAGCUAGUUUAGGGCGAGAAUGUUUUUUACUGUUUGUGGUUUAAGGGUAUGUGUGGGUAUGUGACAUACAUUUCUUUAAAAAAACCAGGGCAUAACCUGUCCCAAAUCCACAGAACAUACCAAUUCUGAGCAGGUUUGGAGAAUGUAGUGUGUUCACACUGAAAAAAAGUAACAUAACAAAGGAUACUUGAUUUUUGAGGGCUUUUAAUACGGAACAGGGUGGAAAAAGUGUUCAGAUUCUCUACUUAAGUAAAAGUAUGAAUAGCAAAAUGUAAAAUUACCCAAUUUAAAGUAGGUCUUAAAUUUAAAAUUCUAAUGAAAUUAAAGCACAGAAGUAUUGAUAAUUUAAUCUAUAGUAAAAGUACUAAUGUAGCAGAACGGCUCCUGUUAGUGUCAUAUUACUUAAUGUUGUAACUGAUCAAGAAAGACAUUUUUAUUAAUUCUAUACUUUAGGGUGGUUUGUAAAUACAUAACAUUUUAUAGUGUUGAUAGGUUUUAUAUGAACAAUUUUAAUCUGUACAGUAAUAUAUUACCAUGGUAGUCCGAUGAAUGUAGUGAAG